Molecule: messenger RNA, 921 nt
Organism: Miscanthus lutarioriparius
Lineage: Eukaryota; Viridiplantae; Streptophyta; Magnoliopsida; Poales; Poaceae
Source: the annotation of a GenBank genome assembly
AUGCCUUCUCCCGCCGGCAGCGGCAGCGGCAGCAGGAUGCCUUCUCCCGGCGGCGGCGGCAGUGGUGGCCGGAUGCCUUCUCCCAGCUGCGGCGGCGUUGGCGCCGGCGUCGGCUUCUCUCGUCGGCUCCCCAACGACCCACCUCCACUCAGCCCUUGCGCGUUGAACUUCACAGAGCCUCACGCCGCCACCUGGGACGCCUGCAGAAUGACAACAUCACCAGCAGAAGUGUACGAGGUCGCCGGCGACGACUUUAGCCCCAACCAUUGGACGUCUGACUACUCGCAACCAUGGGCUUCAAGUUCACAAUAUUUCACAAACAUAAUGACACAGGAAAAGGAUGAUGAUUUAGAAUUGAUUCAUAUCAGCAAUGACCCUAUCAUAGGGAAUGAUCAGGCAGGAAAAACUUAUUGGGAGAGGAUUGCUAAUGAUUUCCACAGGAACAGGGACUUUGAGUCCGAUAGGACUCCAAAUUCACUCGAGCAUCGCUUUGGAAUCAUACUAAAGGAGUGCAUGAAAUUCCAAGGCUACUACAAGGAGGUCGAGCGUCGUCAUCCAAGUGGCGUCCCAUACAAAGAACGUUUGCUGGAAGCCCAUGAAAGAAAGCAAUCCAAAGAGAAGCUGAAAAAAAAUGAAGGAGAGGAUGAGUACAAGGAUAUGAUGCAAACCUUAGUGGUACUCAAGACCGAGGAAUAUAAGAUGAAGAAGGAAAGGUGGGACGAGGAUAUGAUGCUUGAGCAGCACAGGAUUGAGGUGGAAGAGCGGCGUCUGCAGUGGGAGCAAGAACAGAAAGUUAUGUUUUGUGAUGUCACCACCAUGGAUGAUGAUCAAAGGGCAUAUGUGAAGGCAAAGAGAGCUCGGAUUGUGAAGGAGAUGAGCGGUAGUGUAAGCGAGACGGCUAGUGGUGAGAGUGGAGUGUAG